This is a messenger RNA of Monosiga brevicollis MX1, 1146 nucleotides long. RefSeq lists its product as uncharacterized. The transcript is spliced from 11 exons. Lineage: Eukaryota; Choanoflagellata; Craspedida; Salpingoecidae. The coding region runs from base 1 to 1146 and encodes 381 amino acids. The record is from RefSeq and is a predicted model, not a curated record.
AUGCUGUCCUGCAUUCAUCUUUGCCUCUCUGCUCCUCUGCCCGCUGCCCUCAACAGCUCAUGUAGCUUUGCAGAAAAGGCGUUUCGGGUUCAGGAAGCUGGUGCACUCGCUGCCAUCAUCUAUGACAACGAUCCACACAAUGACGGGCACUGGAUUGACAUGAUUGUGGAGAGCCUGGACUACAUUGUCGAGAUUCCAACGCUGUUUAUCCUGGGCGUUGAUGGAUAUCGUUUGCAAAUGGCACUUGGCCUCAACGGCAUGCCUAUCGAUAUGACCAUCCCCGUCAACGCCAGUACCGUGGCACGCCAUGGCAAGAUGAUGAAGUUUGUGGGUUUGGUUGUGCUUCUGGCACUCGCCGUGGCCGUCGAAGGCAAGCAUCAUUGCUCGUGCUACCUUGAGUGCUGCCGCUCCAACGAUUACUACGACUGCAACACCGGUUGGGCCACGCUUGACAACUACACCUGCAACAGCCAGUGCACCAUGUCAACCUGCAACAAGUUUGCCGACAGUCUGUGCUCUCAGAUCUAUUCCUACAGCGAUGAUGAUAUCAAUCCCAUCACCUCGACCUAUGUGUACGAGUCUGGCUGCAACGAUCUUGAUGGCCUCGGUGCUGCCAUUAUUGCCGCCAUCGUCAUUGGCUGCAUCUUCGUCUUCUGCGCCCCCAUUGUGAUUUGCUUCUGCUGCGGCCUGGCCUGCUUUGCUGCCUCGCGCCCUCGCUACGUGGCGGCCAACGCCAACCCCAGUGACGUUGACGACAACGGUACAACGCCCCUUUACUAUGCUGCCCAAGUGGACAUGGAGGACGAGGAUGGCAUGGUACCCGUAGGCUUGGCCUCAGCCAACGGCCAUGUGGCCUGUGAAAAGUACAUUCUUGAUGCCCUCAAUCGCCGCCGGCAAGGCAUCAAAGAAGCCGAAUACCUCGCUAAGCGAGCCCCGCAGAAACACAACCCCACCGGUCGCCAAACCCCCGACCACCACACCAAAGCUGAGAUUCAGCGCCAGGAACAGGAGGUUCUAAAAGCUCUCGACGAUCUUCAACUUAGCGCGGGCCAGUUGAGUUUGGAGCCUGUGGUGGCCAAACCCAAAUCAGAGCGCCGUACAGCCCUCUCUCCUCGCCCCAUGGUGUCUCAGCUGAACCGCAUGUAG